Manihot esculenta (cassava) is the source of this 2657-nucleotide messenger RNA. RefSeq lists its product as uncharacterized. The record is from RefSeq and is a predicted model, not a curated record. The coding region runs from base 285 to 2465 and encodes 726 amino acids. The transcript is spliced from 2 exons. Gene Ontology annotation, biological process: meristem maintenance; meristem development. Lineage: Eukaryota; Viridiplantae; Streptophyta; Magnoliopsida; Malpighiales; Euphorbiaceae.
AUACUUUUUCUUUUCCUUUUUCUUUUUCUUUCUUUUCCGGGAAUCAAAUAGAAAUCAUAUUGGUUCCAAGUGGGUGUCAUCUUCUCGCAAAUUAUUGAUGGAAGAAAGAUUUUGAUAAAAUCCUUCAACAGAAUGUCGACGUAUUCUCCGACGAAAGCGUUUCAGUUUUUGAGAUUAAAAGGGUUUCUCUGCCGAUCUGAUGCUUCUGAUUCCGAAGUCUAAGCCAUCAAAAUCAACACACUCCUUUCUCCUCUCAGCUAUUUUACUGAUAUUGGAUUUCAGUUAUGGCAGAAUCCUUUGCAGAUACUUCUAACACCAUCAUAGAAGAAAGAGAGGAACUCAUUAUCUCACCAAUUGGUGAUAGUAAGCCAAUUCUGAGAACUGCCCACUUCCUGAAACCUAUCAUAGCCUCCAUUGAUGAACCUGAUCUUCUUCCGCGCUCUGUAUCUUUACCACUACCACCAACCAAUGAGCCUAGGAAGCGUUCCUUGAAGGUUGAAUUCGGAGCCUGGAGACACCGACUUCAAGAAUGGAACAAAUGGGUUCUUCAAAUGCAUUCGAUACACCAUUCUGCUUGGGAAAAGGCUGGUAUAUGUGAAGCAAUUCUGAGUUCCACUUAUGAAAUAAGUAGAUAUAAUAAUUUGAUUUUUGGGUUAGCUGAGUAUUGGUGUCCAACCACAAACUCGUUCAUUUUCCCUUGGGGAGAAGCUACUAUUACGUUAGAGGACGUCAUGGUUUUGGGACAUUACCCUGUUCUGGGGUCCCCUGUUUCUUCAUGCUCUGUUCAGAAGGUAGAAUUGAAGAGGAUUGAAGUGAAAUUGAUGGAUUUUCAAAGAGUGGUUGGAAAAAAAGCUAGAAAGGUCGGUCAGUAUGGAUGGAUGAGGAGCUUCACUCAAUGUGGCACUGAAAUAGAGCACGAAGCAUUUCUUUCACUGUGGUUAUCGAGAUUUGUUUUACAAAACUCUGCUCAAACAAUUAGAAAACAGAUUUUCCCCAUAGCGAUUAAUCUAGCUAGAGGGAUCCCAGUUGCCCUUGCACCAGCAGUUCUUGCAAGUAUUUACAGGGAUUUGAGUCGAAUGAAGGCAAGAAUCAUCUCUGCCAAAUUUAGUAUCGGUGAGGAUGUAUAUAAUGAGUCAACACUGCAUAUCUCGGCGCCAUUUCAGUUGGUGCAACUCUGGGCAUGGGAGAGAUUCCAAGCAUUUCAGCCGAAACCCAACAUGAUAAACCCAGGUGAUCCAAGAUUCUCUCGAUGGAACAAAGUGAGGUAUUCAAAAGUUGACAAUGUUGUGUUGGCUUUAGCUUCUGCCGGAGAGAAUUUUAUUUGGCGACCUUAUGCAAAAUUUCUGCCUAACUGGGCUUUCCCCCGGUUUUACAACGAAAAAGAAGAGUGGAUAUCUACAGAUUUGAGAUUACGUAGCGAUCUGGAGUCAUUUGCUUGUUGCUUGAAGGUCUCAAAACUUGUUGGAAUGGGAUUUACAGAAAACUACUUUCCACAUCGAGUAGCAAUGCAAUUUGGAAUUGAUCAGGACAUUCCAGGUCAUGUAGAUCAAUCUGAUGAGAAUUCAGAAGUUGCUUGGACAAAUUUCUCUGGGCCUAUCACUGAUGCAAAGUUUUAUAUCCCAUCACGAUUCUUCCUAUCAGGUGUUACACUUCGAUACUUGAAUUGGUGGAACCAAUUGGUCUCACGCAAACAGAACACAAACGAAUUUUCUGUUCAAAGAUUUUCAAUUCAAAAGAAGAAGAGUAUGGAUUUUGUUGAUGAAGAUAACACAGCAGCCAUGGGAAAGUUGAGUCCUUGCGGCAAACGCAAGGGUUAUAGCGACGCAACAUUUAGCUACGAUAAUAAGUUGCGUACCCAAUUUCAAAGUUCUUCACCUUCAGAACAUAUAGAGCUGCAAACUGCUCUGCAGAUAUUGAAAACAGACCUGCGGGCUUUGAAAAAGAAUAAGAAAAACAGAGUUCCUGAUGUUCCACCUGGUUUUCAACCCAAAUCUCAAACGGUGAAAAUGGAAAAUUCCCAUGUAGGAGAUGAACAAACAGGUAAGGAAAUGCUUCCUGUUGGCCAGAGAGCAUUUGAUAAUAUUGGAAAGUUGAAUGGCCAAUCUCAAAGUUCUUCAUCUUCAUUGACGCAUGAUAAUACUGCAACAGAGAUGCAUUCAACACCAAAAUCAGUAGAGAAUAUUUUGCACAGAGAAGUUGCGUCGUUGAGUUCACAGAGAGACCUGGAAGAAACCAAUGGAAGUAAAGAAGUAAAGCUGGUUCUCACUGGCAAUGAAAGAGAAGAUGGUGGUGAUACACCUGAAAUACCAGGAUUGGCACUGGAGGCUCGGAUUAGAAGUCUUGAAACAGAAGUUACUAAACUAAAAGCUGCAAGAUUUUGCGACAGGUUACUGAAUCUGAAGCAAAUGCAGUUGCGGAACCAACAAAUUCACUACUCUUCUCCUCUGUCAGCAGUCAUGCCAUAGCAUUCAUCUUUUAUCGACUUGUUGACAGGAGAAUUAUUUUUGGUAAAAUUGCCUUACAACAGAAUGCCGACGUCUUCUCCGUCGAAAGCGUUUCGUUUCUGCGAGAUAAAAUGGGUGUCCAACGGCUGCGUCUGAGUUUGGAUUUCAGUAAUGGCGAAAUCCUUUCCGGAUACUACUAACUCCAUCAUAGAA